GGGAGGACGAAACCUUAAGCCUUGGCGCUUUUUCCUCUCAGGUCGCCAUGCUGGUGAGGGCGAGCUGGGCGCUGCGGGGUUUUCCCCGCGGCCUGCGUCUGACGGCCAAGAGGAGAGGCCUGAGCGGGGGCGCUGACGGAAGGGGCGCGGCAGCCGACUGCUUCCCGCUAGACCGCGCUCUGCUUCGCCUCCAAGGCCAAGAGACCGGGCCCUUCCUCCAAGGCCUCCUGACCAAUGACGUGACGCGGCUGCUGGGAGCGGGCGGGGCCUCAGAGGCGCCGCGCGCGCAAUACGCCCACCUCCUCAACGUCCAGGGGCGGUGCCUUUAUGACGUCAUCCUUUACAGGAUUCAUGAAAGUUCUCAAGAGGAGACCCAUAUCCUCUUGGAGUGUGACGCCGCAGUUCUGGACUCCCUUCAAAAGCAUUUGAAAGUGUAUAAGAUCCGAAGGAAAGUAAACAUCACGCCCUGCCAUGACCUCGCUUUGUGGGCUGUCAUCCCGAAAGUACCAUCCAAAGAGGUGUCCCCUGAGCUCCAGCAAUACACCGGCAAAGUGGUGGUUGCGACAUCUGACCCCAGAGUAGAUGUUAUGGGUUGGAGACUGAUAACCAGCCAAGGCACAAACCCAGUAGAGAUUGUUCCUGGAAGCAAGAUUGGAAAUAUUGAAGAUUAUCAUAGGCACAGGUACAAACAAGGCAUCCCCGAAGGCAUUAAGGACCUGCCUACUGGAGUAGCCCUGCCCCUGGAAUCCAAUCUGGCCUACAUGAACGGCAUCAGUUUUACCAAAGGCUGUUAUAUCGGACAGGAGUUAACCGCUAGAACCCACCAUAUGGGUGUCAUCCGUAAACGGCUCUUGCCAAUACAGCUUGCAGUAGCUGAGCCUUUUGAAAGGAUCCCUGAGGGUGCCGAAAUUGUAACGGAAUCAGGAAAGUCAGCGGGGAAGUACCGGGCUGGAAGAGAGGAGCUUGGGAUAGCGCUGCUGCGGCUAGCUAACAUAAACGAACCGUUGCAUUUAAAACUCUCAGGUGGCGCAACUGUGAAUCUCACAACUUCUGUCCCCAAGUGGUGGCCGAAACCUACAAAUGCAUAGAAUACACUUGCUUCGAACCUCGUCUGCCUUUUUGAUGUUGCCCUGUGGACUUGCUUUCUUUUAAUUGAUUCAUCCAGUUAGUUAUCUUGUGCAAUUUAAUUAUAUUUCAGCAGGACUCGUGCAAGAGGAGUUCCGUUGUGCAUUACGCCUAUUUUCACUGGCACGGAUCAGAGAGGACCAGCGAACAUGCACAUCAUAAAUUCUCAACUUCUUUUUAAUUUUUUCUCUAAUACCGAUGCUUUUUCUAAAUUUGACAAACAACCUUACCAACCAUCCACACCUUCCUUCUAGAAGGAUUCGGAACAGCAGGCAAAAUGGGAGCUGAGCUCUUGAAACUCCAGUCUGUUGCUAACUUCCUGGAUCACAUAUUAGCAUCACAACCAAGCACUGGGUACACAGAAGCCUCUGUGCCCUUAUAUUGGCUUCCAAUUUCAGCAGCUAGCACAGGUGUGUCUGUGUGAAGAGCCUUCUUCCAGCUUGUGCCUUCUUCUGUGCUUUCAGUAAUCUACCGCCACUUGAUAUUUGCCCUAGAAGAAGAUUUGCCUCUGCUUUUCCUUGCCAGAGAGUAGAAGGAAAUGACGGCACAGUUACUUUGAUUUCUUCCCCAUCUCUGAUAGGUUUUUUUCCCUGCCAUUGACAGGGGGAAGAGCAGAAAGAAAAUCAGAAUAGUUGUACUAAAUGAUUUUAUGAGAACUAGACUUGAGAUAACUGCAGAGAAGCUGUGGUAUCAAAACAGUCAUUACUCACACUGACUACGCAGCACAGCUUUCUUUUUUUGUUUGAUUAAGUAUUUAUUUUAAUUUAUUAGUAUUAAUCAAAAAAUCUACAAACACAACCUCCAAGGCACAUAGAAUUAUAUUUAAAAGAAUAACUUAGUUGUUGCUUUUAAAAUAAUGUGUGAAGAACCCCAUUUAGUUUUAUCUUACAAAGUAAUUUUUUUCUUGAUCACUGUGGAUGCAAAAUGUUUUUUUUCCUCUUAUUUUACACUUAUUGAGCUCUUGGUAUUGUUUUCUCAGUGAUGGUAUUUAAAGGAAAGGUGCAUCAUUCUGGAUUUAAAAUUUCAGAAUUGUUACACUUGGCUUUUAAUAUAUUUCCAUCAAAUGUGGGCUUUCUCUCUCUCUCUCAUUUUUAGUAUUUAAAUGACACUUAAAUCUUUUUGCAUAUGAGUACUUGUUAACCCUCAGGAAUUGUUAAGAGUUAAAAAGAGCAAUUUUUAAUCACUUUAGGAAAAGAUUCAAAUUAAGAUAUUACAAUUGCACAAGAAGAGAGGCUUUUGUAAGGAUUUUGUGUGUCUGCUUGCGCUGUGUUUGUCAUAAUCUAUGAUUUAAAAUGUGAU
Eublepharis macularius is the source of this 2424-nucleotide messenger RNA. It is a transcript of the gene IBA57, whose product is annotated as iron-sulfur cluster assembly factor IBA57. NCBI's taxonomy places the organism in Eukaryota, Metazoa, Chordata, Lepidosauria, Squamata, Eublepharidae. The transcript is spliced from 3 exons. The record is from RefSeq and is a predicted model, not a curated record. Gene Ontology annotation, cellular component: mitochondrial matrix. The coding region runs from base 48 to 1088 and encodes 346 amino acids. Gene Ontology annotation, molecular function: protein binding.